Columba livia (rock pigeon) is the source of this 8150-nucleotide messenger RNA. It is a transcript of the gene PAQR9, whose product is annotated as progestin and adipoQ receptor family member 9. Bases 590 to 1834 code for a protein of 414 amino acids. The transcript has a single exon. Gene Ontology annotation, cellular component: membrane. Lineage: Eukaryota; Metazoa; Chordata; Aves; Columbiformes; Columbidae. The record is from RefSeq and is a predicted model, not a curated record. Gene Ontology annotation, molecular function: signaling receptor activity.
CCAGCCCAUUGACGGAUAAUGUCACCAAGAAAUCAGGUCUCAGGCAGCCUCACUGAAGCACACACGGCAGAAAUCCGCACAGCUACAAAUGUCCCCUGUCGGGGGGUAUUUCCCAGGUCUGCCCCGCCUUCUGGGGACCUCCCAGCCCCGCGGGGUCACUCUCCCCUUGCUUGAGGCUUCUGCUCGGCUUUUGCCACCAGCGCUGGCGCAGCCGCGGCCCCGCGGACAGCAGGUGCCGAUGCUCCCUUCGUGCUUCUGACACCAAAACGCGCUCGAGGAAGAGCGGGUGCAAAGCGGGUGUCCCUGCCCCCGGGACUCGGAGAGAGCUGCCGACCGGGCCCGGCGCACCCCUCGCUGCGGUGAGGCUGUCCCGGGCCCGCCCCCCCGCAGCGGCCGCAUCAAUCAUUAACGGCGGCUCGGGUGUCCAGCACCUCCCUCCCCGGGAAACCCUACCCGGGGCGGAGGGGGCGUCUCUCCCCGCUCCCCGGGAGCACUGGCUGCGUUGGAUGCGCCGCCGGUUUCCAGUUACCGCGAUGCCGGGCGGCGGGGCGGGAGGAGCCGCGGCGGUGCCGCCACUGCCCCUGCUGCAAUGAGUGAUGCUGCCGGGGGCGGCGGCGGAGGAGGAGAAGCGCAGAGACACCGCGGCUCCUCCGCCGGCGGCUGCGGGAGCGGCGGUUUCUCCUCGGCCGAGCGGCGGCGGCGGGGCGCGGCGGCGGGCGGCGGGCCGGGGGCGGCCGGGGUGCCCGGGGCCGGCGGGGACAGCAGCAUGCCGGCGGGAGAGGGGAACAAGGAGGAGGCGGCGGCGCCGCCUCCUCGCCCUGCAGCCCUGCUGCGGUGGGACGAGGUGCCCGAGGACUUCGUGGAGUGCUUCAUCCUGUCGGGCUACCGGCGGCUGCACUGCUCGGCGCAGGAAUGCUUGGCUUCGGUGCUGCAGCCCACCAACGAGACCCUCAACUUCUGGACCCACUUCAUCCCGCUGCUGCUCUUCCUCAGUCGCUUUGGGCAACUGCUGCUGCUGCGGGGUGCCGGGGACGUGCCCUUCCAUCACCCGGCCCUGCUGCCCCUCUGGUGCUACGCCUCGGGGGUGCUGCUCACCUUUGCCAUGAGCUGCACGGCCCACCUCUUCAGCUGCCUCUCCCCACGCCUCCGUGCAGCCUUCUUCUACCUGGACUACGCCUCCAUCAGCUACUACGGCUUUGCCAGCACCGUGGCCUACUCCUACUACCUGCUGCCAGGGCUGAGCCUGCUGGACGCCAGCGCCAUGAGCCGCUAUGUGCAGCAGCGGCUGGGCUGGCAGCUGGACUGCAGCCUGCCCAUCGCAGCCUACCGCGCCCUGGUGCUGCCCGUGGCCUUGGCACUGGCCGUGGGCUGCACGGCCGCCUGCUGCCGCAGCCGCGCCGCCUGCUGCGCCUACCCUUUUGCUGUGCGCACCUUCGUCUUCGCCAUGCCGCUGAGCAUGGCCUGCCCCAUCAUGCUGGAGAGCCUCCUCUUUGACCUCCGCACCCGCAACCCCACGCUCUUCGUCUACUUCUACCGGCGCUACUGCUGGCUGCUGGUGGCCGCCUUCUUCAACGUCAGCAAAAUCCCUGAGCGGAUCCAGCCAGGGCUCUUUGAUAUUGUGGGGCACAGCCACCAGCUUUUCCACAUCUUCACCUUCCUCAGCAUCUAUGACCAGGUGCACUAUGUGGAGGAUGGGCUGGCUGAGUUUCUUAAGGCACCUUUGGCUGUGCCCACCUACCUGGGCACUGUGGGGUAUAUGCUGCUCCUGACACUCUGCCUGGCCGUGGUCGUCAGGAGAUUCCUCAACGUCACAGACCUCUGCAAGCAGGACUAGCCGGGCUGGCAACCCUCAGGACAGCAACCACCGUACCAGUCACCCUUCAGCUGAAGACCCUUGGGCCAAUGACCUUCAGACUGGUGACCCUCACACCGGCCCCACCAUGUCCUGAAGAUGCUGUGAAACCUGGGGGAAAUGCACCUGUGCAAGAGCCAGGUCCCUUUUGCAGGGGGUUGCCAGAGAGAAUGACCACGGUGGAACUGCUCGUGCUCUUUAAACUACUAGGUUACCAGGGGAAGCAAGCAAACGCUUACUGGUAUGUUGCUGCUUAGAGUAUAAGCUGAAGUAAUUUAGCUCUGCUACUAGGAAGAAUGCAUGAACUGGGAAUGCCACUUACUCAUUUCGUAACAAUUAGGUUUAAACUAGCUCUGCCUAUACAUAUAUAUAUUUAUAUAUCUAGCUAUAUAUUUAUUAGCUACAUAUAUAUGUAUAUAUAUAUAUGAAGACAUUUGUGCAAUGAUUACUCAUAGACUUUUAAUCAAUUCCUAUGUGAAAUUUCCUAGCAGAUUAUGCACUGACAUUUAUCUUCCUCUGUGAUACUGUAACAGGCCUUUGCAGCCACAUACUGGAUUUUAAAUGCAAACAAAUCGAUAGCUAUCUAUAGUUUCUAAGGUCUUGCAGCCUUUUCAGCCAGGGAACAAUGGAUUUAUCAGAGAGAGGAAAAACACCUGUGAAUUAUUACAGAAUUACCAGUUGAUGGAGAGACUUUAAUUAGACAGGCAGUGAGUGGUCAGUGUAGCCACUCAGAUACUAAAAUAAAAUAGAUGGAUAUGUAGAAUAACUGAACCAGAAAAGGGUCAAGCUAGUUUGGAGCAGGGGCAGGGGGAAAUGAAGGGCACUGCAUAAUGGCAUGGCUCUUCCCCCAGCAUGUCAGAAACAUCUGUCGCAUUAAGGGGGUUGCUAAGGGGCCCCUUUAUCUUCCCUGGUAAAACACCCCCAAAUCAGCCCUUUAGAGUCAAAGUCAGAUGCCAGACUUUCUAUAAGCCUCUGCCAAGCUCAGUGGGAGUUCUGUGGAUGUAAAGAGAGUAACUGAUGCAUGAGAUCUCAUUCUGGAUCUUUUAGAGACUUACGUGGAACUGGUUUCUUCUGCUUUUUAAUUAGAGCACUCUUUCAGAUCUGCCAUCAUAAAAUGAGUUGCAGAACAAGAUACUGCUGAUUCUGAGUUCAGGACCUAAAAUCUGUCUCUACUGGCAUUUUCUCAUCAUUCCAUACCUUUUCCUAUUUUGAUUAGUUGUGGCUGCAGCCGGGUGUUUUGCAGUCCUCUUUCAGAUGCUGGGGGGGAGGAUGCAUGUCAAAUACAAGAAUUAUGAGAUAUUUUCCAAAGCAGUAUCUUUUCACAGCAGCCCAGGUAUUAUCCUUCUCCCAUGACGAACAGCUAACUAUAGAUUGAACUUUCUAUAUGAAAAGACAUUUUUGUAAACUAUGUGCAGAUUUUAAAUGGAUGCAUUUUGAUUUUGUCUGACAUAUGCAAUAAUAUUACAAAAGGAGGUUACAACUUGAAGUUCAGGUGAGAAACUGCUUGUAUACCCUGUUUUCAAAAAGAAGAGUGGUACAUCCUCAGGAAACAGUGGUGUCACACUGCACAAUAGUGUAGUGGCUCUUUAACUCAGCCUUUUUGCUCCUGUUGUGGAAAUACAUUUCUGCUUGGAUCUUUCCUAUUUUCACAGACAUGGCAUCUGAACACCAAUAAAAUGGUUUGAGUCCAGUCCCAUAGUCUUCUGUAAGAGAAAGCCCCCUUUGUUUAUACUGCGAAUAUAGGAAGGACUAUAGCUAGGGAUUAUGAGGUCAAAUCCUUAAGAUGGGUCAGAAUCAUCACAGAAACCAAUAACUGGUAAGUCCUGUACCAAUGUCAGCUUUGUGAAGAUUGCCCUAUGAAAGUGUAUAAGCUAGAAGAAAAUUACACCCACUUCUUUCUAUCUUUUAUCUCAACCCAUUUUAACUUUAAUGGUUUGGAUCUUUCAGAUUCUCAGUGAAUGAUGAGAACGGCCUAACAAAAAUAUGUAUUCUUUGCCAACCUCAGUUUUGCUACUAUAUAAUUUGUGGAAGGAUCACAUGUGGUCUCUUGAAGAAAUUGGCUAGAAUUUUCUGAAACAUCAGUUCCCAAACUGCAGCCUCUUGAGUUAUCUCUGGUGGGCCAUAAAAACCAGCACAGCCCUAUGUGGCUGGCUGUGUUCUGUUUUCAUUUGCCAACCUGCACUAAAAGAAAAUUAAAACUACAUGACGUAUUUUUAAUUUUACAUAUUUUCAUUAACUUUUGUCAUAAACAUGUUAUUGCUUUAUUCAGCUGUCAGUGAAGCAGAAAAUUAUCUGCACCACUGGGAGAGGAGGCUGGUCCACAACACUCUCAUGCUUUGAAAUGUGCUUUAUAUUGUGAAAAAAGCCUGGAAACUCACAAUAGAAAGCAAAUGGGUCAAGACCUGCAACCAUGUCAUCCUAUGAAUUUUCACUACUGCAAAAAGAGGCUGAAAUCUUUGAGAUGUGUUGUAUCCAACUUAAAAUAACAGAAGCAUAGGAGUUAGAGUCCAAUGACUCAUCCAAGUUUCAAAACCAAUUAUGUAGAAAGGGUUUGCCUGGGAGAUGCCACUAGCAUGCCCAACCAGCAAUUAAAAACUAUAAAAGAAAUCAAAAAGGCUGAGGAGACCAAAUCUCGGCACUAGAAGACAGCUCAUAGAAAAGCAACAGCAGAAGCCAAACGUAAAAAAAAAAAAGGCUUUUAAAGCAUGUUGUAUAAUGAAUUAUAUUUGUGCUUGUCAGUCACAAUGUAGAGGACAUCUCAAGAGGCAAUGUCAAAAAAGGCUGUUGCUAACUUGUAAAAAUACAUUUGAUAUUUGCAGUUAGGCCACACAGGGUCGUCUAUAUAUAUCUCAACGACAGAUAACAGUAUAAAGGUUGGAUUGCAACCAAUUGAAAUUUUACUGGAAUCUCACUGCUGUUUUAAGAGUUGCCUGUGAGCCCCAGUCAUGCUGCCGAUGUGGUACCUGGCUCUAAUAUUAAGAAUAUUGCUUAAUUUAGAAGUUUCUAUUGGCAAAACGUUGAGGCAUGUGUAUGUGCCGAAGCACUUUGUGGAAUUAUUUGUAAACGCUGGUUGCAAGUACUGCUCUCUAAGCCACUGUAAGCAAGCUGUAUGAACGGGUACAUGGAGAUGUGAUUAGAUUUUAAGAGUUCUAAUUACUGUAUGUUUGUUUAAAAUGUGGCUACAAAUUUAGAAGUUGCAAUAAGUGUGGAGAAUAUCUAGGGAAAUGCUACCUGAGUGUCUGUGUUUAUUCGGUGAAGGACAUGUACGUAGAUAAUUGCUCCAUUUGCCAUGUCUGGUCACCAGUCUCCGUAAAUAUGGGCAGGACAAAACUGAGUAAAAAUGUUAAAAGAGGAACAAGACAUCUAUAAUUAUAGUGCUUGAAUUUGCUCAUGUACAAGCGAAUGUCAGCAGCUGUGUGGCUUGUAAGGGAGUGGGAUCUCUUUUUGUUGUAAAAGCACAUGUGGCUAAACGUCCGUAAGCAUGUCCGGAGCUUAGACACGAGGUCUAACCUGCAGACUAGAUGCAUAUAAGGACAUCCUAGAAAAUGAACUUAUUUGAAAAAGUACCUGUCAUAAUGUUUUUAUCGUCUGGGUACUUGCCAUAAGGUCUACACUAUGGACUUUACAGAUCGUCUUUAAAACCAAAAAGGAUUUUCAGACCUUUUGUGGUAGAAUCUGUAUGGGGAUUUGGGGGCGAGGUGAGAACUGGAGCACAAGGUGGUGGCCUGAAAAUGCCAAUGAGUCUUUCCGUCUUUGGCCAACACUGCCCUUCAGACUGACACACCUGUGCCAGUGUGAACUGACAGUUGAUGGGGCCAGUUCCUGGAGUGUUGGUGGCACAGACACCCUCCUUGCAAUCACCACGUGCCUAGAACUGCACUCUACACUUAUUCCAUACGCCCAGCUUCUGGGCACUGCCGAGUAACCUGUAAGCUUUAAGCUCAUCUUUGUGUAAGACUAAUGUACCUGGUCUGUAGUAAGUAGCCCAUAUUCUCUGGCGAUACACCAUUUCUUCUUCUGCAGUGUAAUCAUUUGAAUGUCACUCUCCAGGAUAUCUGUGCAGCUCUGAGCUGCUUCAUUAGCACAACUGGAGUCUGCAGUCUGGAAACAAAGGGAAAGGUUUCAUCAGCGUGCUGCACUUGUAGAAGUUUAGCAGUUAAAAGUAGAAACACAUUGGGUUUUGCUAAAAUGAUAGGUUUGCUCAGUUGUCCAAGUGUUGUGCUUAUUAUUUAUUUGCUGAACCCAGCUACUAUGUUGGGGUUUUGUCAACAGUGGCCCUGUAGAAAAAUGAAAGUUUUACUUCAUGUUUAAGUAAACUCUCUGAGGCAGCACAUUCAUAAAGUAUUAGUGCACUUAACUCAGUUGAUUACCAUCCACAUGCCUUACAGAAGGAAAUCAUACCUGUAGUAAUUGCCCAGUUCAUACUGAUUUUCAUUGCCUAUGAGAGUCAAAAUGACCAAGUGGCCAGUAACAAGCUGAGGAGUCAGGCACUCCUGGGUUCUUGUACCUGCUUUGCCACUACCCGUUCUGUAAUCUAGGGCAAGUUAUUUGAACCAUGUUCAUUUUGCAUUAAUUUAAAACACUGGAAUUGUACCAGGGUUGAAUUUGACCCUCUAUGUCUCAGUUUCCACAUCUGUAAGAUGCGGAGAAUAUACCUUACCUACCUCGCAGGGUUGCUCUGAAGACUAGCUAAUGUUUGUAAAGCACUUAAAAAUGCAAAGACCCUCCUAGGUGCUAAGAAGAAAUACUAUUGAACUCCGGCACAGAGAAUGUUUUAUUUUUCCAUAGCUCCUCAUCUCACAGGGAGAGGAACAUGAACGUUUCUAGAUCAUGAACUCUUGGGACAAACCCUCAUCACUGCCCUACUCCUAGGAGGUUCACAUCCUGUGUCCUUUGGCAAAAUUUCCGCUGGCUUCAGGCAGGGCGCAAUUGAGACCUAAGCUGUAGCAAACAGGCUGACUGAAUGCUUAAGGGUCAGGAGUAAAGAAAAAACAUACAGGAGUUAAAUAUUAUUCUCUUCAGAAAUUCUCACUGGUGACCUGUACCAAGGAGCACCAUAAUGCUGACAUGAGGCCUCCUUGUUUGUUUAGCCAUGGAUUGUAUUCCAGUUACCACAAAACAAUGGAGUAAAAUUUCCCAUCAAUGUCUCUAAGACAAUGAUUGUGUCUCAGUUGCCACUGGGAAUUUCAACAUACUUCAAGCUACUUCUUAUCAGAGUAGAAAGACCUUAAAUAAAUGAAGCUUUUAAAUAAACGUGUGUAAUCAUUUGGGAACAUAAAAUUCUAUUGAUCAGACAAACAACUUUGUCUUUUCCCCUCCUGUUCCCCAAUAUCAACAGCAUGGAGCCAAUCCUAUUCUUGAGCGAAAACUGAACUUGGAUCUUCUUAUCACUGAUGUGUACCCUUCCUUUGCUGUGGAGCCCUGACUAAUCAUCCUGCUAACCCACUUUGCCCUUGUCCUGGAGGGACUGAUAUAAACAGCACCACUGACUAGAGGAUGAUGGGUUUAAGGGUUUUUAUAACUGGCAGCAGCAACAGAGACAAAAAAAAAAAGGACAACAAACAAAGACAUCAAAGGGUUUGAGUGGUUCAUUAAAUCAAAGCUUCUACCAUUAGAAACCCUGAGUAUAUUCCUAGCUUCUGUUAGACACCUGUAAGUCAGGGCUACACAACCAACACCCAGGUUACAGCUGAGACUUUACUUUCUUCUCCUCAGAUGAGAUGCAAGAUGCCGAGGAAGUGUCAGACGCACUGAAAGGCACAGACCUCCAUUCAAGACAUUUCAUGUCUUGGAGCUGGGUGUGGAAUAACGUGAAAUUAUUUUCACAACUGGCUUAGACAGAUGCUGCUUCACUCCACUGAAUUCAGUAACAAAUGAAUGACCCAGACAAAGGAAGCAGGGUUUUGCUCAGAGUUCCCUGCAAGGAAACACCACCAGCAGAUUUCUGCUUUCAGGGGCCAUACUCAGAACACAGAGGAUUCUGAAGUAGGGCUUCGCUAUUUCAUAUGAACGCCUUAGGAUUUGUGGUUGUAGCUGGGGUUAAUAGUAUGGAGAAACAGUUUAUAGCAAGUCAAGUCUGCCUGCUAGAGAUUCAAGCACGCUUUAGUAAGAGGUAUCACAUUUAAGGGUCUGUGCAUGCAAUGAACAAAAAGUGUGAAUUUCGUUUGGUUCUCUUGGGAGGGUUUGAAAAUAUACUCUUUGUACACUUUUGGAUGCUGACUACUGUAUAUGUAAUGACUAUGCAUUUUUAGCAAAAAAAAAAAAGUGUGAGUUAUAAAUAAAGUUGAUUCUGAGUACA